Molecule: messenger RNA, 1590 nt
Organism: Leptopilina boulardi
Lineage: Eukaryota; Metazoa; Arthropoda; Insecta; Hymenoptera; Figitidae
Product: UNC93-like protein MFSD11
Exons: 3
Coding region: 161-1534 (457 amino acids)
Source: RefSeq, a predicted model, not a curated record
UAAAUUUUAGUUUACGCUGAGCUGUGCUGCAGUUUGCAUUUGACUCAUAACUCAUGCAAUUUAUUCGUUAUACUUAUAUGUGUACUAUAGUAAAAUAGAUUUUAAACCAAUUUUGUGUCAUUAAAAUAAAUUAUUUUUUUUUUUAAAUUAUAAUUUCACAAUGAGAUUUAAAAUUGAUCGAGGAUUAAGGAAUAUAUUGAUAUUAAGUUGGGGUUUUAUGUUCACAUUUUCUUCAUUUCAAACAAUGAGUAAUACACAAAAAAAUUUAUUGGACGCAGUUGAGAAAGAUAAACCAAAUUUUACAGGCGAUGGAUAUAUUAGUUUGGCAAUUGUUUUCAUUGUUUUUGGAAUGGCAUUAUUUUUUUCCCCAAUGUAUGGUACAUUAAUAAGUACACAAUUAUCAAUAUUUAUUGGUGCAUUGUGUAAUUUAGUGUUUACUGUAAUAUUUUUUUGGCCAGAAAAAACAUUACUCUAUUUUGGAUCAGCAAUACAAGGUAUUGGAAAUGCAUUAAUGUGGGUUAGUUCAGGUCGUGCACUAACAGAAAAUAGUAAAUCAACAACUAUUUCACGUAAUGCCGGUAUAUUCUGGGCUACUUUUCAAUUAUCAUUAGUUACGGGAAACCUGUUUGUCUACUUCACAUUCAAUGGUAAAACAUUUGAUGAAACAACAAGAAAAACUAUUUUAGUAACACUUACAAUAUUAUCGACAAUUGGUUGUGGAAUUUUUACUGCAUUAAAAAGUCCACCAUUGAUAGAGUCCGAUAAAACUAGUAGUGAUAAAAAUGACAAGAUUGAAAAUGAAGAAAUAAAUGAUUGUUCAUUUAAUUCAUCAUGGCUUAGAAUGAAAAAUGCUGCAUUACUUGUUUUUACACAAAACAUGAUGUUACUUUCGAUUUCUUUUCUCUAUACUGGCCUUGUUAUUGCUUUUUAUACGGGAGUUUAUACAUCAUUGGUAGGCUUCACUGUCAAAUUGGGAGAAAUUCGUAAAAGGCUUGUUAAUUUAACGGGAGUUGCAAUUGGUAUUGGUGCAUCAGUUGGUGCUACAUUUUCAGGAUCAGUUGCGCCGAGAUUUAAAAUUCUUUCCAAUUCUAGUUCGUGUCUUGUUAUUGGAUUUUUGGCGCAGAUUAUUUGCUAUACAAUUACGUAUUUAAAUUUUCCAAAUAAUGCUCCAUUUAAGGAUACUGAGGACAUUGGAGUAAUCACACCUAUGCCGAUUUUGGCUAUAAUUGGAGGUAUUUUUCUUGGCUUUGGUGAUUCUUGUAUCAACAUACAAAUUUACAAUAUACUUGGAACUAUUUAUAAAGAAGACAUUGCACCUGCUUUUGCUUUCUUUUGUUUUUGUCAAUCAAUUGCAGUUACAUUAAGUUUUAUUGGUAGUAAUUAUAUUGGAUUACAUUUGCAAUUGAUGACAUUUAUUGUUGUUGGCAUUGUUGGAAUUGGAUGUUUUAUUUUUGUUAAUUUCAAAACAAUGCCUAUUACCGAUGAAACAACAGUUGUUGAAAAGUAUACUGAAAAAAAUAAUUGUAAGGUAUGAUUGUGUUUUAUAAGUUGUAAAUCUGAUUUUUAAGAAAAAAAAGAAAAAAAAACAAA